UUUUUUUAAAGUGUUGAAAGAAAAUGGGAGAAAUGCUACUGCUAGUGCUAACUUUACUAGUGUCAUUUUCACACUGAAACCCAUUAUUUUUUUUCCAUCACUUUCCCUAGAGUUUUUUUAAGUACUCACCAAUAAAGAAAUACCCAGAAAGCCUACAUACCCAGAAGAUAUGUACAAGAACCAACUGCAAGAGUUGGCUCAAAGAAGUUGCUUUAAUCUGCCGUCUUAUUCAUGCAUCCGAGAAGGACCUGAUCAUGCUCCUCGGUUUAAAGCUACUGUCAAUUUUAAUGGAGAGACUUUCGAAAGCCCUACAUUUUGCUCUACUUUGAGACAAGCCGAACAUGCUGCAGCUGAAGUAGCUCUAAAUACGCUUGCCAACAGAGGCCCUUCCAAAGCAUUGGCUGCUAGAAUUUUGGAUGAAACUGGUGUCUAUAAGAAUUUGCUUCAAGAGACUGCUCAUAGAGCUGGUUUAAAUCUUCCAGUCUACACAACUAUUCGAUCUGGACCAGGCCAUGUUCCUACCUUUUCAUGCAUGGUUGAGCUCGGAGGGAUGAGCUUUACUGGGGAACCAGCUAGGACGAAGAAAAAAGCACAGAAGAAUGCGGCAAUGUCUGCAUGGUCUGCCUUGAGAAAGUUGUCUAGGUAUGGUUCAUCUUCAUCUUCACCACCUUCCUUGGAGUCUCGAGGAAGAGAAGAACAAGUGCAAACUGUCAUUGCUCGUUUUCUUUCAUCAUUACAACCAUCAGAAUCAAAGCAGUGUUUGCAAUAUGAUUGCCAGUAUGGAAAGUCUAGAUCAAUUCCUGUAUGUAUAGACCUAACCCAAUCAACCCCGAACCUAUACUCAAUGCAGAGUCAAAGUUGGCCUCACCGUUUCUCUCCUGAAAUAUCUGUUCCUAUAUACCAAAUAUGGCAGCAAGAACAUUUAAUGCAGCUGCAAAACCACCUGUUUACAUUCCCCGUUCCUCCAGUUCCUCUGCCAAGACCUCAGAUUCUUCCAUAUAUGCAGUCAAUUUUACAACCAGGUUGUCACCCGCCCUUUCAAGUUCGAGACCAAGAAUCUAAUGUUACUACACCCAGACUAGGAAUUGCUACCUCAUGCCCUCCUCUUUACCUCUGUAAUCCCUCCACUUCUCAACCAUUGAUGGGUAGAUCUACUGUGACCAUUCAAGAGAUACACGAGGAGAUAAAAGAAGAAGCAUCCAAAUACACUCCUUCUGAUGUCGUUCCCAGUCAAUCUAAUGUCGAAACGUCUGUUGAAGAAACGAAACAGGAUGUUCGCAAGCAGAAGUAUGUUAAGUUGGAAAGCAAAGUCGAAAACGAUCAUAGGAAAUCAGGUGCUGGUUCCCAACAUGCUGUUGAAUCUAAUCUUAGACCACACUGUUCUUCAAGAGCAAGUUACUAUAGAAAUUCUCGACCGCCAUCCUCCGAAGCAGUGCCUAUGCUGAUCAGAACAAUGAGCCCUGUUUCUUCCACGAGACUGAACACUCAAAAGCCGACAUUAACUCAAGUGCCUGUCCCACCAAGAAUGAGAACAGGAGCUCCACCAUUUUCAACCAGACCCAGGUUCGAAAGAACGAACCUUGGCGGUAUGCGUCCCACUUCCAUGGCACCACCAGUUAGAAUAAGAUCAGUUGUACCAGUGUGCUCGGCUCCACCACCACGAAAAACACCAAGUUUCAACCAGGACAAAGACAAGAAAGAUAAUGUUUCAGAGGAUGUUUCAACUGCAACUUCGGAACUCAAUAAGCUUAGCAUGUAGAGGGAGAGCUGUUUCAUCUUUUCUUGAAGUAGUUAGAAUAAAUAAAAUAGUUGCUUGCUAAAAUCUGUAUAAAACUGAAAAUUCAUAUUUUUAAUUUAAGAUUGGCUCUAAUUACUAUAAUAAUUAUUAUAAUAGUGAGGGUUAAAAUGUAAAUUUGUCACUACACUACCAAUGAAUAUUGAAAUUGGUCACUA
Gossypium raimondii (Peruvian cotton) is the source of this 1953-nucleotide messenger RNA. Its product is annotated as double-stranded RNA-binding protein 2. The transcript is spliced from 4 exons. The record is from RefSeq and is a predicted model, not a curated record. Lineage: Eukaryota; Viridiplantae; Streptophyta; Magnoliopsida; Malvales; Malvaceae. Gene Ontology annotation, molecular function: double-stranded RNA binding. The coding region runs from base 170 to 1759 and encodes 529 amino acids.